CCUGCGCUCCGCCACCGCCGGGCCAUGCCACGCCGGGGACACGGGCGGCCGCCGCGGGUAGCGAUGCGCGGGGGUAGGUAGGACGGACGGACUGACGGACGGACGGACGGACGGACAGAGCCGGGCGCGACGGUGCCGCCGAGACGUCGAGGGAGAGUGAACGAGAAGAGAGAGAGAGAGAGCGAGAACGAGAGCGAGCGGCGGAGCGAGGAGCGGCGGAGCGUGUCCCCGUCCCCGCGUGUCCCCAUCCCCGCGUCAGGACGCGCAGGGCGAUGUCGCCGCGGCAGCAGCCACAGCCCGUCUGACCGCCACCGCCUCUCCAUGUCCCGGCUCGUUAUUUAUUAUUAUUAUUAUUGUUGUUGUUGUUGUUGUUAUAUUUUUUCCUCCUUUGAUUUCUCAUUGGGAAAAGCACUUUGACUCCUGACUGCUCUACCUCAGACCUUAGAAAAACUCAUCACGCUCGCUUUUUGGCGGUUUUGUUUUUAAUUUUUUUAAUUUUUAUUUUUCUGAGCGCCGAUCUUUAUAGCCGUUAUUGUUUUAUUGUUACUAUUAUUAUUACUAUUAUUAUUAUUAUUAUCCGUGUGGUUGGUAGCGGCCGGGAUCCUGCGGCUGUGUCGAAGCGCUGGGCAGUGGGGGAUUCUCCUGUGUACCCCUCCUAGGACACUCGAAAGAAGAUUUUUCUUCUUCCUCCCUUUUUUUUAUCCUUCUUCACUUCUCCAAGGCUUUUAAAAGAUACAUACACAAAAACAAGAAAAAAAAAGAAAGAAAAAAAUCAAAACAAAACACAAACCAAACCUUCGCCGGUGUUGUCGUCUUUCUAAAAAAAAAAAAAAAAAGAAUUGUUGUUUUUAUUUUUUUUCCUUGAUACCUGGGAAACCGCUGCCCCCUCAGAACUAACCAAAGACAAUGGUUCACUGUGCAGGCUGCAAAAGGCCGAUCUUGGACCGGUUUUUGUUGAAUGUACUGGACAGGGCUUGGCAUGUGAAGUGUGUUCAGUGCUGUGAAUGUAAAUGCAAUUUGACAGAGAAAUGCUUUUCGCGAGAAGGCAAGCUUUACUGCAAAAACGACUUCUUUCGGUGUUUCGGGACCAAGUGCGCGGGCUGUGCCCAGGGCAUCUCCCCCAGCGACCUGGUCCGCAGGGCGCGGAGCAAAGUGUUCCACUUGAACUGUUUUACGUGUAUGAUGUGUAACAAGCAACUCUCCACCGGCGAGGAGCUCUACAUCAUAGACGAGAACAAGUUUGUCUGCAAAGAAGAUUACCUAAAUAACAGCAAUACUGCCAAAGAAAACAGCCUGCAUUCAGCCACCACCGGCAGUGACCCCAGCCUGUCCCCCGACUCUCAAGACCCCUCCCAGGACGACGCCAAGGACUCGGAAAGCGCCAACGUGUCCGACAAGGAGACGGGGAGCAACGAAAACGACGACCAGAACCUGGGGGCCAAGCGGCGGGGACCCCGCACCACCAUCAAAGCCAAACAGCUAGAGACUCUGAAAGCCGCCUUCGCGGCCACCCCAAAACCCACCCGGCACAUCAGGGAGCAGCUGGCACAGGAGACCGGCCUCAACAUGCGGGUCAUCCAGGUGUGGUUCCAGAACCGGCGCUCCAAGGAGCGGCGGAUGAAGCAGCUGAGCGCGCUGGGCGCCCGGCGACACGCGUUCUUCCGCAGCCCGCGCAGGAUGCGGCCGCUCGUGGACCGGCUGGAGCCCGGCGAGCUCAUCCCCAACGGGCCCUUCUCCUUCUACGGAGAUUAUCAGAGCGAGUAUUACGGCCCUGGAAGCAAUUACGAUUUCUUCCCGCAAGGACCUCCUUCGUCUCAAGCGCAGACCCCCGUGGAUCUCCCGUUCGUGCCCUCCUCGGGGCCGUCAGGGACCCCGCUGGGGGCCAUGGACCACCCCCUGCCCGGACAUCACCCCUCGAGUGAGGCUCAGCGCUUCACUGACAUCAUGUCGCACCCGCCGGGAGACUCGCCCAGCCCCGAACCCAACCUGCCCGGCUCCUUGCACUCCAUGUCCGCAGAAGUUUUUGGCCCCAGCCCCCCAUUUUCGUCGAUAUCCGUCAACGGUGGUGCUAACUACGGCAAUCACUUGUCCCACCCUCCAGAGAUGAACGAAGCAGCUGUGUGGUAGCUUUAAACAAACUGGGUCUAAGUAAGUGAUGAUCAUCUAGUCUGCUUAUUGUUAUGGUGUACAGAAAUGAAUUCAUAUAACAUCUCUCCCGCCCUAAGACAAUUUUACCUUGGGAACGAACUGAAUCCAAUCGCUCCAAGGCAAGCUUUGCUCUAGACCAGGACAAUCUCCAUGUUACGGUUGUAUCAAACAAGCAAGGGGACUUUUUUUGUACCAUUGACAAAGAAACUGGGGAAGCUGUACAGUAAAAGUGCUGCCAUUCCGUAGGAUGGCGUAAGUUUGAUUACCCUGUUGGAUGUCAUCCUAAGAGCCACAAUCCUUAGAAACUUCUCGUUUAAAAAAAAAAAAAAAUAUUUAAAAAAUAAUUGAAUGAAGGAGAGGUCAAAGAAAAGGGGAAAAAAAGCUUCAAGAACUCUCUAUAGCGUUCCUGGUUAAGGAUGGUUCUGGCAUUAUGAAUCUGUUUGUUCAUUUUUGUCUCUCAGAAAGUUGGACAACAAGAAACUCUUUUUAGCUUCAGCCAUUUCAGCCUGCUGACGAUCAGGUGGGACAACUUUUCCUUUUUCCUUUCUUUUUUUUUUUUUCUUUUCUGUUUUGUUUCGGUUGUUUUGGUUUGGUUCUUUUUUUUUUUUUUUUUUUUUUUUUCCAAAAAUAGCAAAUACUAAAUGUUAAGCCCUCAGCACCAACUCUUCUACCUUCACAAAGCUACACGUACAAAACCUCCUCAUCAUAGCAAAGGUCACCACCCAGACCUCUAACGAAAAUGACUUGAAAAAAACAAACAAACAAACAAAAAGUAUUCUACCUUCACAGAGAGAGAAAAGCUAAACAAAAAGACUCUAUUGAACUAAAAACAGUCAACUGUUUACGUCUAAUGUUAAAUUCAGGAGCUCAAUGUUUUACUAAUAAAUCCUGUUUUAGGAAAACCUCUUGUUCAAAAGCAAAAGAUUUUGAGCAGCCAACCAAAAUAGUUCAUUUUCUUUUCUGUAGAUGUUCUAACAGAUUGCAGGGCUUGUGGUUCACUGUGCUAGUUUGUAAAAGGUGUUGUUUACAGAAGGCAAAGAAAAAAAAAAACCCACAAAACCCAGACAGUUGCCAAAUAAAGUAAAUAUAUAGCACAAAUACUGUAAGGUGCUUUGCACCAGCAACCCGAGAAGGUGUUUAAAAAGUGUUACAAGCUUAAAAAGAAAAAAAAAAAAAAGACAAACAGACAUCUUUGCUAAUUUUUAGUCCUGUUGAACAUUCAUGGAAUUGUUAAUAUGACUUAUAUAGACCCACACAGGUUUUAUUUUUGUGUCUUUAAAAUAAAAGUCCAAAAUAUUUAAAUUUUAUGGUCAAAUAUGCAGUCAACAGCUGCUACUUUUUUCUUUAUAUAUUAAAUUUCUCAUAUGUCUUUUAUUGUUCUAAUGAACCUAAGCUUGUGUGACCUCCAGUGCAUAUUAGACCAUUCACUGUAUGAAAGAAAACAUGUUGGAUAAAAUUUGUGCGUUUUUAAUAAAAUUAGAAAAUCUGA
Messenger RNA from Vidua macroura (Pin-tailed whydah), 3637 nucleotides. RefSeq names its product LIM homeobox 1 (gene LHX1). Gene Ontology annotation, biological process: neuron differentiation; regulation of transcription by RNA polymerase II. The transcript is spliced from 5 exons. Bases 907 to 2127 code for a protein of 406 amino acids. The record is from RefSeq and is a predicted model, not a curated record. Gene Ontology annotation, molecular function: DNA-binding transcription factor activity, RNA polymerase II-specific; RNA polymerase II transcription regulatory region sequence-specific DNA binding. Gene Ontology annotation, cellular component: nucleus. NCBI's taxonomy places the organism in Eukaryota, Metazoa, Chordata, Aves, Passeriformes, Viduidae.